Molecule: messenger RNA, 906 nt
Organism: Esox lucius (northern pike)
Lineage: Eukaryota; Metazoa; Chordata; Actinopteri; Esociformes; Esocidae
Gene: sypl2a
Product: synaptophysin-like 2a
Cellular component (GO): synaptic vesicle; synaptic vesicle membrane
Source: RefSeq, marked provisional
AAGAUUAAACUGUGGAUCACAUGGGCCUAGUUUAUCGAGAAAGUUUUGACAGUUUACAACAUCAGCUUACAUUAGCUAACUAGCAGUUUAUUUCAAGCCGAAUGUGAACAAACGGUUCACUCCACAACAACAUUUUUGCGUUAGGGAGAAUUUAUAUACGGCUGUUUCCGGUUAAGCAAACAAACUCCUAAAAAUCGAACAUCAUGGAUUUUAUUCAGAAACUGCUGUCGGGGUUCACUCUGGACCUAGGGCCGUUGAAAGAACCUCUGGGAUUUAUUCGGGUUCUAGAAUGGGUGUUCACCAUCUUUGCCUUUGCCACCACAGGGGGUUAUUCAGGGACAACCCACAUCAAUGUGGAUUGCCAAGGUACCGUCGUAAACGCCAGCUUUAGUUAUCCGUUCAGGUUGCCUAGCUACGGCCCAUACCAAGUGCCCAACUGCAACGGCACGUUGAUCCCAUUUUACCUCCAAGGUGACUACUCCUCCUCGGCUGAGUUCUUCGUCUGUGUCGGCGUCUUCGGCUUCCUGUACUGCACCAUCACCCUGGUGCUCUACCUGGGAUACCAGCAUGUGUAUCGCGAGGGCCGUGGACCCACAAUAGACCUGUUGGUGACCGCUGCCUUUGCUUUCCUGUGGCUGGUGUCUUCCUCUGCCUGGGGGAAGAGCCUGACCGAUGUGAAGUGGGCUACAAAUCCAGAUCACCUGGUUGAUGAAUGCAAACCCAAUUGCACACCUGGAGAGUUCCCCUCCAUGGGCAAGCUCAAUGCCUCGGUGAUUUUUGGGUUUCUGAACCUCAUCCUGUGGGCAGGUAACUGCUGGUUCAUCUUUAAGGAGACCCCGUUCCACCGGGACCCCAACCCACCACCCACCAUCGAAGAGGGCGGAGUCCCCAGGUCUUAACUGGUUC